AUGCCGACGAAGGCCAAAGGAGAAACGCUGAAGGAAUUCGUCGUCGUCGGACGUAAGUUACCAUCCGCGAAGGAACAGAAUCCGCCGAUUUAUAAAAUGCAAAUCUUUGCGUCAAACCAUGUAAUUGCCAAGUCUCGAUUUUGGUAUUUUACCAGUAUGCUGCGACGAGUUAAGAAAGCGAAUGGAGAGAUUCUUGAGUGUAAAGAAGUUUUCGAAAAGAAACCUGGCUACAUAAAAAAUUAUGGCAUUUGGCUUCGAUAUGAUUCGCGUACCAAUCAUCAUAAUAUGUAUCGUGAGUACCGAGACAAUACCAUUGCUGGAGCCGUAACACAGUGUUAUCGGGAUAUGGGUGCUCGUCAUCGGGCGCAGGCCGAUCGAAUUCAGAUUAUCAAAGUACAAGUGAUUAAAGCAUCUGACUGUAAGCGAGCGGCCAUUAAGCAAUUUCACAAUUCGAAGAUUAGUUUCCCAUUGCCGCAUCGCAUUGUAAAGAGAAGAAAUGCUGCUGUCUUCACUACUCGUCGUCCGAGAACACAUUUCUCAUAA
This is a messenger RNA of Acanthocheilonema viteae, 543 nucleotides long. NCBI's taxonomy places the organism in Eukaryota, Metazoa, Nematoda, Chromadorea, Rhabditida, Onchocercidae. The record is from the annotation of a GenBank genome assembly.